CAAUCAUAAUCCACCACUUUCAUCUAUUCCAAUAAUUUAUUUUUUAUUGUUUUGGGAAAAUAAAUUUAAAUUAAUUCCUCAAAACCUUAUAUUAUUAUAUUUCUUCGUUUCGAUCACUUUUAUUUUUAUACAGUUUUUAAGAAAUCACAAAUAAAAAAAAUAAUCAUAGUAAUUUAUCCAUGAAGUACUUUCUUGAAACCUUACGUACUUUACAUUUCUAAAGAGUAUUGAUGGUAAGGGCAAAAUGAAUUUUUUUAGUUGAUUUUAUGUCUAUUUAGUAAGUGAAGAAGUAGUUUCGAAUAUAUAUGGUUUAGCAAGUGGAUAAGUAUUACGACACAUAUAUUUUUAGAAAGAUGAUCAACUAAUAUGGUGCCGGACAGAGUAACUUGUUAAUACUAAUUUCUUGUUGGUCCAGUUCUCUUACCAUCUUUUUCUUGCUUUGCUUUCUCUCUCUUUUUUCUUUGUUUUGUUUGUUCAGUCAUAAAAGGGAAAAGGAAGAAAGCAGACACAAAUUUCUCUCUUUUUCUUCUCUUAUUAUACCCCCAAGAAUUCUCAAUUUCAGAGUCUUUUUCACUAUUUAUUCACUUGGGUUUCCACAAUAUUUUCAGCUUUUCGUUUUCUCUCCACCUAGUGAACUCUUAAUUCUAGAAACUUCCUCUCAUUUUCCUUCUUUUUUUUUUUUCUUGCUUUCACUGUUUAUGUAAAGUUCAGAUCUUUAUAAGAAUAUUUUCUUGGAUUUAAUUUUGGGUUUGAGAUAAUCUUUGUCUGUUUUAGUUUUAGCUUAAUCCCUUUGUUUCUUUUUAAUUACUAUAUUUUAAGAUUAUCACAACAUCUAGUAUUUUUCUUUUGACAUUGAAAAGUUAGAGUCUUUUCAAGAUUCCUCAGGUUAGGGAGGUGGCUAUAUGGUUAAAAGGGUAUUCUGAUUCCCCUUCAUAGAUGCUGACUUGUUGAUUUAACACUGAUAUUUUAUUUUAUUUUUUUUCCAUUGUAAAAACCCCACUUCUCUGCAUUUCCUAUCUUGGGUUUUCCCCCAAACUUGCUCUUGCUUCAUAAAAAUGCAUUCUUGAAUUAUCUUUCUUGUAACUUCUCUUCCUUUCUGGUUUUGAGUUAAAGGGGUUAUGGAGAUUCUAUCACCAGCUCCUUAUCUUGCAAAUCCAAGCUGGUUUCUUGAUGAGGGAAAGAGUACUAAAUGGACGCCAGCUGAGAACAAGGCUUUUGAAAAUGCUCUUGCUUUGUUUGAUAAAGAUACACCAGAUAGAUGGCAAAGAGUUGCAGAAAUGGUACCAGGGAAAAGUGUUGGUGAUGUGAUAAGGCAAUAUAAGGAAUUAGAAGAUGAUGUGAGUAGAAUUGAAGCUGGAUUAAUUACUAUUCCUGGUUAUAGUACUUCACCUUUUACAUUAGAAUGGGGGAAUAGUCAUAGUUUUGAUGGGUAUAAGCAAACUUAUGUUGUUGGUGGCAAAAGGCCUUUGUCUAGUAGGCCUCCAGAACAAGAGAGGAAGAAGGGUAUACCAUGGACAGAAGAAGAACAUAAGUUGUUUCUAAUGGGGCUUAAAAAGUAUGGAAAGGGGGAUUGGAGGAACAUCUCGCGCAACUUUGUUGUUACUAGAACUCCAACUCAAGUGGCUAGCCAUGCUCAGAAGUACUUUAUUAGACAACUUUCUGGUGGCAAAGAUAAAAGACGUGCGAGUAUUCAUGACAUUACAACAAUAAAUCUCCACGAUAAUCAAACGUCUUCACCAGAUUACCAGAAACCAACUUCACCUGAUCAACCAGCUGUGAUUUCGCAGCAGCCAAAAUCGGCUGCCAAUGCCGUGCACAAAAUGCCAUUUCAGUGGAAUCAGGCCAAUAAUGGGACAGCCAUGGGCUUCAAUUCUGCACAAGGAAGUUUGUUUAUGUCCCCUCUUUAUGGAGGAAACUCCUAUGGGAACAAUAAAAUGCAAAGCCAAAGCCUACAAAGAGGUGCUUUGCAUGAACCUUACUUUGGAUCUCAAAGUAUGAAUUUUCAGCUGCAAUCAGCACAUCAGUACCAUCAAGCGUAACACAGGCAUAUCCAAAUUAUCAGAACUUCGAUCAGCGCCGCCUUAAGAAAAAGCUUAUUUUCAAUUCAGUAUGUUAGUUUUUGUUUCUGCUUUUAUCGGUCUCUCUCGUCUUGUGAAUAUGUUGAUUGGCACUUCAAGUAAGCCUCGAGUUAGUGUGUCCUUUUAGGAAGUCCUAAAAAUCCUUACUCUCUGUAGUCUGUACUUAAAAACCAUAGUACAAGUGGAGUUCAUAUAAGAUGAGCAUAGAGGAACGGACGGAAACCUGUAAAAUCCUUUUGAGGGCAUAAUAGAAUUACAAGAGAUGCAAGGAAAA
Messenger RNA from Capsicum annuum, 2352 nucleotides. RefSeq names its product transcription factor DIVARICATA. The coding region runs from base 1119 to 2039 and encodes 306 amino acids. Lineage: Eukaryota; Viridiplantae; Streptophyta; Magnoliopsida; Solanales; Solanaceae. The transcript is spliced from 2 exons. Gene Ontology annotation, molecular function: DNA binding. The record is from RefSeq and is a predicted model, not a curated record.